CGAUCCUGUACCAACUACUUAUGUCUCUAAACAAUCAAGCUAACCCUUGCACCGUUGUUGCCGAGGUGAUUGACCCGAACGCUGUGGUGACAGCACCUAGGUAUCCUCGUGCAAGACCAUACAGUCAAAGACAUCUAGAUGGAAUGGAAGCCCAGGUUGUAAACCAGGAACAGUCGCAACAUGUGACAUUUGAAGCAGAUAACAAGGCCGCCUUUUUUGCUGAUAGCAGCGAAGGCAAAAAUCGCUUUGGAAAGGUUUCGAACGAGAAGAAAGGCUAUAACUUGCUUUCUUCCAAAUGGUAUUGGUAUGCCAUGAUAGCUAUGACUUUGAUCUUUUUGGUGUUGGUCGGAUACGGAUUUGGUUCCGGUCUUUUUCUUUUAAAGAGAGGCAAUGCAACUUUGAACAACGACCCCGCCAAGGAUGGAUCCACACCCAAUGGUAGUGAUCCAUCGUCGAUUUCAGACUCUUCGAACACUGUCCAAGAUCGACAAGAUUACAAAUACAGCAUCGUGACCUUAUUGGGACUACCCAUGGUCAUGGAACGCACGUCUCCCCAAGCCCGAGCUGUAGAAUGGCUGGCCUACCAAGAUGAACCCCUCUUUGACGUUACAAAAGAAACUUCUGCAGAAGAACAGGACCGACACCACGAAAUACUCGAACAACGGUACGCACUGGUAGUUUGGUACUUCGAUCAGGGUGGGCCAACGGUUUGGAAGACCAUCAAUCGUGACGAAUCGGCGGGCUGGGUUGAGUUUGGAGCCGGAGUCCACGAGUGCGACUGGAAGGGAGUGGAUUGCGACUAUGAAAACGGAAACACCGAAACGGGAACCGUGAUCGGCCUGCGCCUCUCACCAGCACUGGGAUUGGUCUUAACGGGAACCCAUCUCUCCACCGAACUCGGAAUGCUCACGGCCCUUCGUCGUGUCGACUUUUCUGACCAGCGAUUGCAAGGAACAAUUCCUGAUGAGUGGGCUUCAAUGACCAACCUAAGUGAGUAGAAUAAUGCUGUGACUGAUACAUGAUCUUCGUCGAAUCAUUGUUCAGUUUCUUUGCGAUGUGCAUUGCAUUAAGUCUGGUUCUGGAUGGAAUAAAGCGAAGCAUGGUGUUUAUAUUUUAACCUUGCCUUCCACCUUCUCAUUUAUUUGCCACAGAAUCCGUAAUCCUUUCCAAGAAUCAGUUACAAACAACAGUUCCCGAAUGGAUCGGCAGAUCGUCAGAAGAAGGUGGAGGAUGGCAGAACCUCGAGCAAUUAGCUCUAGAUGAUAACUUUUUGUACGGAAGUCUACCUUCCUCUAUGAGGAAUCUUCGUAAACUGACACAUUUGGAGUUGCAGGUCAACCCCCAAUUGGAGGGGCGCUUCGAUGAACUUCUCUUCUUGGAAAAAGAGGACGAAGCGACUGGUCUCCCGGGGCAAAACCUCGAGAUCCUCGACCUAUCCAACACUCGUUUGAAGGGCAAAAUUCCUAAAAUCACAUUGCCAUCCAUUCGAUCGUUUCGCUUGUGGAAUCUUCCGGGAUUUUCGGGGACCCUUCCUCCCGAUAUUGGAAGCUGGUCCAACCUGGAGAUCUUCAGUAUCAAGGAAAUGCCUGGCUUGACCGGAACUCUUCCCACAGAGUUUGGUUCUCUGGAAAAACUCGAAAUUCUGGAGGUUCUCGAUAGCAACUUCAUGUCGGGUGAGCUUCCGAAAGAGCUGGGAAAUCUAUCCUCCAACCUAAAAACGAUUAACUUUCGUUACACAAACCAAACCGGAACCCUUCCCGUCGAGUGGUCUAGCCUCGUGAAUCUAGAAAACCUUAAUCUACUACAAAACAAAUAUUUGACGGGCACCAUUCCCUCCGAAUAUGGAUACAUGACCAGCCUCCGGUCUUUGGAUCUCCGGGGCACCAGCCUAUCGGGAGAAGUGUCGCAGGAGGUUUGUGCCAUCGACAGCAUGGAGACACUACAAGCAGAUUGUUCGUACAAGAACGACAAGAGCGUCGGAAAGAUAGUUUGUCUCUGUUGCUUGUKGUGUCACGAUGUUUAGCUCUUUCAGGAUUUGAGCACGAAGACUUUGUCGAUCAAACAAAAGAAUUGGCGAGGGCCAUUCGACAAGGAAACACAUUCUUGCACAGACGGACUAUUGAAACAUACUGGAUACUGGCCUAGUGACCGAAAUCGAAGACGCAACGAAUGCAAUGGUCGGUCGUAAAUUUCGAAAACACUAGGAGUUAAGCUCUGUAAACUAUAUGU
Messenger RNA from Pseudo-nitzschia multistriata, 2229 nucleotides. The record is from the annotation of a GenBank genome assembly. NCBI's taxonomy places the organism in Eukaryota, Bacillariophyta, Bacillariophyceae, Bacillariales, Bacillariaceae.